Messenger RNA from Pelobates fuscus (common spadefoot toad), 1921 nucleotides. RefSeq names its product dopamine receptor D4 (gene DRD4). Gene Ontology annotation, biological process: negative regulation of synaptic transmission, glutamatergic; regulation of potassium ion transport; negative regulation of adenylate cyclase activity. The record is from RefSeq and is a predicted model, not a curated record. NCBI's taxonomy places the organism in Eukaryota, Metazoa, Chordata, Amphibia, Anura, Pelobatidae. Gene Ontology annotation, molecular function: G protein-coupled receptor activity; dopamine neurotransmitter receptor activity, coupled via Gi/Go. Bases 512 to 1687 code for a protein of 391 amino acids. The transcript has 4 exons. Gene Ontology annotation, cellular component: plasma membrane.
AAUUAAUCACCUUGGGAUCAUUCAGUUCUUCCCAAAGAGGAGAAGAAAGCGCUGUGCUCACUUACAUCACACUGAGCGAGGACACCCAGAGCCAGGACCUGUCUGGGGUUAAUAUGAUCCUUCCUCUCCUGCUGCUAACUGUUUAGGAGGCAGAACUUUGCACCAGAUGGACGUGGGACACAAUGUAUCAAUGUUUCUAACACAAUGCUGCUCUAAGAGGUCAUUACUGAGCACCAUGGAGCAUCACACUGCUGAUGUGUGAGGUCCCCAGUGACCUGCCUGGACUCUCUUGACCUUGCAGUCAGUGUGGUUAAUGUCCACUGGCAAACAAGAAUGGAAGAACCAACCUCUGCUCAUAGGACUUCUGAGUAUCCAAGGUAAAGCUACCCCAAGGGACAUCACUAGGAUUUCCAGAGGAAUAGAUGAAGUCUCUUUGGAAAGACUUGCUCUUUCUGGGAGACAAAGUGAGAAGAACAGCUCUGGAUAAGAAAGAAAUCACCCUGUCUGAUUUAUGGUCUUCAGCUUUGGAGAGGCAGAGGGGUGUUUCUUCAGGCAAGAAGCCAUGGUCGUGAACAUCUCCAAUCAAACCUCCCACCAUGUACCUCCUGAAGACUCUCACUAUAACUAUCUGGCUUUGGUCUUUGGGCUCCUUCUCGUUGUCAUUAUUAUCUGUGGAAAUGUGUUGGUGUGUCUAAGUGUCUGCACAGAGAAAGCUCUAAAAACCACCACUAAUUAUUUCAUAGUCAGUCUGGCUGUGGCUGACCUGCUCCUGGCUGUGUUGGUUCUACCCCUCUAUGUGUACACAGAGUUUCUAGGGGGUAUGUGGACUCUCAGCCUUGUCCUUUGCGAUGCCCUAAUGACUAUGGACGUCAUGCUUUGUACUGCCUCCAUCUUUAACCUCUGUGCAAUCAGUGUGGACAGAUUCAUCGCUGUGUCCAUCCCACUACAUUAUAACAGGCAGCAGGUAGACAACCGACAACUCUUUCUUAUUUCCACCACAUGGAUUUUUGCAUUUGCUGUUGCCUCUCCUGUCAUUUUUGGACUCAACAACGUGGCAGGUCGGGAUCCAAACGUAUGUAAACUGGAGGAUAAUAACUAUAUAAUUUAUUCCUCUGUCUGCUCAUUCUUCAUCCCGUGUCCCAUUAUGGUUGUUCUAUACUGUGCUAUGUUUCAUGGACUUCGCAAGUGGGAGGAGACAAGAAAGGCCAAGUUGCGGAGUCACAUGUCUCCUGGACCUGGACGAAAGCCACAGUGCCCUAACCUCUUAAGGGAUAGCAGUCAUACAGACAGCAAACUGGAUGAACUCCACCUCUACGCUCAACAAGAUUGCCCUUUUUCAAAGUCUUAUGUGGACAAUGGCCAUGGAAUACAGACCGUAGCCUACCCACCACUCAAAUACUCAAAUCGCACGGAACCAGAAAGAAAACAUGCCAAGAUCAAUGGACGAGAGAGAAAAGCCAUGAAGGUGCUCCCGGUUGUAGUGGGUGCAUUUCUCUUUUGCUGGACACCGUUUUUUGUGGUCCACAUCACACGAGCAGUGUGCGAGUCAUGUAACAUUCCUGAACCGCUCAUCAGCAUUGUCACAUGGUUGGGAUAUGUUAAUAGCGCUCUGAACCCAGUAAUCUACACCAUCUUCAACACUGAGUUUAGGAAUUACUUUCGCAAGGUUCUUAGGCUUUGCUGGUGACACGUCUGGACCUUAAGGAACAAUAGCUUGAGGAGUAAAGCCAAGUCAACAUGCUGCUUUUUGGAAACUUCAGAGGAGACUGUUACAGAAUGAUGCUACCACCAUGAACAUGUCUUGAGUUGGUUUUCCAGGCUAAAUUACAGUUAUUGAAAGCUUCUGGAAUCUCUAUGACUUGGGAUUUCCUCAGAAUACUGCAGAAAAUUGAACAAUACAACUACUUUAUACAAAGUACAA